This is a messenger RNA of Rhagoletis zephyria (snowberry fruit fly), 879 nucleotides long. RefSeq names its product heterogeneous nuclear ribonucleoprotein R-like. Gene Ontology annotation, molecular function: RNA binding. The record is from RefSeq and is a predicted model, not a curated record. Lineage: Eukaryota; Metazoa; Arthropoda; Insecta; Diptera; Tephritidae.
GAAAUGGCGGAAGGCAAUGGCGAACUGGUAGAGGACAUCAAUCAAAAAUCAGAAGAUCGCGGGGAUGGUGAAAGAACGGAAGAUUACCCAAAACUGUUGGAAUAUGGCUUAGAUAAAAAAGUUGCCGGCAAACUCGAUGAUAUUUACAAAACAGGUAAAUUAGCGCAUGUAGAAUUAGAUGAGCGCGCACUCGAUGCGCUCAAAGAGUUUCCGGUUGAUGGUGCCUUGAAUGUAUUGAGUCAGUUCCUCGAAUCAAAUCUGGAGCAUGUAUCGAAUAAGUCUGCGUAUUUAUGUGGUGUUAUGAAAACCUACAGACAAAAAAGCCGCGCCAGCCAACAGGGAGUGCCAGCGCCAGCGGCCACAGUUCCAGUUAAGGGACCGGAUGAGGAGAAAAUCAAAAAAAUUCUCGAAAGAACUGGCUACUCCUUAGAUGUGACCACUGGUCAGCGCAAAUAUGGUGGACCGCCACCCAAUUGGGAUGGUCCAACACCCGGCAAUGGCUGCGAAGUUUUCUGUGGGAAAAUUCCAAAAGAUAUGUUUGAGGAUGAAAUUAUACCGUUAUUCGAGGAAUGCGGUACAAUAUGGGACCUCAGACUAAUGAUGGAUCCGAUGACGGGUACAAAUCGUGGAUAUGCAUUUGUUACCUUCACGACGCGUGAAGCAGCCUCAAAUGCCGUACGACAGCUCGAUAAUCACGAAAUAAAACCUGGCAAGUGUCUAAAAAUUAACAUUAGCGUACCGAACCUGCGCCUAUUUGUAGGCAACAUACCCAAGUCGAAAGGCAAAGAGGAGAUAUUAGACGAAUUUGGUAAAUUAACAGGUAAAUUCAAAAUGAAAUUUUUUUCUAAAAUUAAAUUUUUAUAAAUAAAACAUAAUUAC